Molecule: messenger RNA, 1806 nt
Organism: Neurospora crassa OR74A
Lineage: Eukaryota; Fungi; Ascomycota; Sordariomycetes; Sordariales; Sordariaceae
Exons: 4
Coding region: 583-1806 (407 amino acids)
Source: RefSeq, a predicted model, not a curated record
UUGGUCCAACCCUAGGUACUGCCGUGCACACCCAGUACACCCGUGGCAUCACCCUUGAAUACCUCGAUCCUCACAGUCCCUUCGGCCUCAACGUCAGUCGUACGAAGUCGAAUGUACCAGCAGUACAGUGACGGAAAAAAAAUAUAAAAGAUAAAAAAAAAAAAAAAAUCGAAGAAGAUUUCGGGCCUCGGAUCCGUAUUCCGGACUCCAGGAUUGACGUACCUGACCAAACAAGCUGUCGUUAGAAUGAGCGGGAAAUGACGAUUCCAAAGGUACCAGCGGUUUUGUUACAGAAUUCUCCGCGCGGUUCAAACUGUCUAUAAGAAAGGGAGGACCUUCAAAGCAAGAAAAUGGAGCUUAGCCAAAGACACUGACCCAUAUCUCUUCCAAUCUACUUCUUUUCCACACGUACACCAUACCGUUCGUUUUAUGUUUGAACGCUCAUUCGAAUCUACCACCCGAUUCUUGUAAGGCGGUCAUUCAUCGAGCUGUAUCCUCUGACUGUAUCCCUUCGCCUCAAUCUUUGGUUGAACACUACAACCUAUAUACUCUGCUCAUUCGUUCACGACGCUGGAGGUGACCAUGGCCCCCGCCACCUCUGAAAGACCAACAACGGCCCAAGUCUAUGCCAACCUCCACGGCCUCAAACUGCACUUUCCCAGUCUCCAACAAGAAUCGAUUCUCUCCUCCUUUCCCACGGAGCUCAGCCCGCACUAUGGCCGACUUUGUGAGAUUGUGGAGAAAAACAUUGAUGACAGGAUCGAGGAGCCGGAUAUUAGGGCGAAAGCAAAGAAGAUCAACAUUGCUUUGCUCUGCGCAUAUUGGUGGCCCCGUUCUUCACUUGAGCGGUUGGUGACGAUGAGCUGGUUUGUCUUCUGGAUCUUCGUAUGGGAUGAUGAAGCCGAGGAGUCAUCAACUCAGGACCUGGACUUGGACUCAAAGACCACUUUGAGUGAAAGGGCAUUGAGAUACGUUGCCUUUCACCUGGGCCUUGAUCCUCCAUCUCCCCCAUCUUCAGGCAACAUUGCAUGUGUUCUUCCUUCUUCUCCGCCGACCAGCCGCCGCCACCACCAUCAAUCAGACGGUUCCUCCGACCCCGAUUCCCUCUUCAUCUCGUCCUUGUCGAAAGAGCCGCCCCCGCCGACAAAGUACUCCGUCCUCUUCAAACCUGCGGCCGAGGGCUUCAAACAAGGCUGCACCCUCACUGAGCGAACAAGACUCUAUUCGGAGAUCCAACUGUACCUGCACUCGUCCGCGCUGGAAGUGGCCACCUACGCGGGCGGCAACGGCACAGUUCCUACCGAGAAAGAGUACUGGGUUUAUAGGCGCGGCACGAAUGGGAUCGGAUUCUUCUCUUGUCUGGGGGAGUUCAUGACCGAGAUCACGAUUCCUCAAUAUCUGUUUCAAACAGAAGAGAUGAAGACGCUGUGGGAGGAGUUGGCCAAGAAUGUUGUCAUUGUAAACGACGUUCUUUCCCUGCCAAAAGAGAUGAAGGUCAACUGGCCUGGGCUUGUGGCUAUUGACCUCACCUACCGCACAUCUGGUCAUAAUCUGGAUAAGGCUAUCAAUCUCCUCGUGGAAGAUUUGCGUCAAGUCAGUAACAAGAUGGAAGCAGCUGGUGCGAGACUUCGGGAGAUGGUUGCUCAAGAUCCUGACCCUAUGGUGAGGAAGCAUGUUGAGAAGUACCUGCACUCGGUGUAUACGAUCAUGACUGGGCAUUAUGAGUGGACUUUAGCAACCGAGCGGUAUGGUCUUGCGGAAAGAGGGUGGUUGAAGAGUGAUAAGAGCGUUGCUAUUCCUUUGUAA